Molecule: messenger RNA, 4685 nt
Organism: Pezoporus flaviventris
Lineage: Eukaryota; Metazoa; Chordata; Aves; Psittaciformes; Psittacidae
Gene: BRF1
Product: BRF1 RNA polymerase III transcription initiation factor subunit
Exons: 17
Coding region: 233-2344 (703 amino acids)
Biological process (GO): transcription by RNA polymerase III; transcription preinitiation complex assembly; DNA-templated transcription initiation
Cellular component (GO): transcription preinitiation complex; transcription factor TFIIIB complex; nucleus
Molecular function (GO): RNA polymerase III general transcription initiation factor activity; TBP-class protein binding; RNA polymerase III type 3 promoter sequence-specific DNA binding
Source: RefSeq, a predicted model, not a curated record
CGGAGGUGAAGGCGGGGCUGCUCAGACGGGUGGGGAGCGGCAGACGAAGUCUCGCGAGAGCGGGCGACGGCUGCCGCCGCCGCGCUCCUCCCCCUGCCGGUCCCGGAGUGUGAGGCCUUCGCCGGGGCCGGGUUACCGCGCGUCGUGCCGGCCGGGCGGUGGUAGCGGCGGGGAGGCGCCGUUGGUAGCGGCGCGGCCGGGGUCCGGCCUCGGCCUAGAGGCGCUGGGCAAUAUGCCGGGCGGCCGGGUGUGCGCCGCCUGCGGCUGCUCAGAGAUCGAGGUGGACGCGGCGCGCGGGGAUGCUGUGUGCACGGGCUGCGGCUCGGUGCUGGAGGACAACAUCAUCGUCUCCGAGGUGCAGUUCGUGGAGAACAGCGGCGGCGGCUCCUCCGCCGUGGGACAGUUCGUGUCGCUGGACGGUGCAGGCAAAACACCAACUUUAGGAGGAGGAUUCCAUGCCAAUCUGGGGAAGGAGUCACGAGCACAAACUCUACAGAAUGGGAAACGUCAAAUUCACCACUUGGGAAACCAGCUUCAACUCAAUCAACAUUGUCUGGAUACAGCUUUUAAUUUUUUCAAGAUGGCUGUGAGCAAACACCUAACCCGGGGGAGGAAGAUGACCCAUGUAAUUGCUGCAUGUCUCUACCUGGUGUGUAGGACAGAAGGAACUCCUCGUAUCCUUUCACAUUUAAAAAAUAAAAAUAAAUUUAAUAAAGAUAUACUUUCAGCAAGUCGACUCUCCCAGUUAAACCUGGUUUCAGAAUUUGAAAAGGUGAAUGUCUAUGUGCUGGGCAAAACUUUCCUUCUGUUGGCCAGAGAACUCUGCAUAAACGCUCCAGCUAUAGAUCCAUGUUUAUAUAUUCCUCGUUUUGCACACAUGCUUGAGUUUGGAGAUAAGAACCAUGAGGUGUCCAUGACGGCUCUCAGGCUGUUGCAGAGAAUGAAGAGGGACUGGAUGCACACUGGCCGCCGGCCCUCCGGGCUCUGCGGAGCAGCUCUGCUAGUGGCAGCAAGGAUGCAUGAUUUCCGACGUACUGUUAAAGAGGUCAUCAGGGUGGUCAAGGUUUGUGAGUCUACAUUAAGAAAAAGGUUGACAGAGUUUGAAGAUACACCAACAAGUCAGUUAACCAUAGAUGAGUUUAUGAAGAUUGACUUGGAAGGAGAAUGUGAUCCUCCUUCAUUUACAGCUGGUCAAAAAAAACUGAAGAUACAGCAGCUUGAGAAGGCACUAUCAAAAAAGCUGGAGGAUUUUGAAGGUGAAAUAUCAAGCUAUCAAGAUGAAAUAGAGAUUGAAUUAGAAAGCAGUAGACCAAAAGCAAAAGGUGUAUUUGCAAAUUACACUAGAGAUGAUUCUAUAGAAGAUAAUACCUCUAGUACUCUUGCAGAGGAGGAGGCUGAAGAUGAGGAACUAGAAGCAGCUGCUAAUCACUUAAACAAGGACUUCUAUAAUGAACUUCAUGAGAAUGAUAGAGUAAGAAAAAAUGAAGAUGAGAAAUGCACAAAUGGAAAUGAAAUUCUUGUAAGACCACCUGCACUGGAAUCCUUGCUUGGCCCACUCCCCACUGCAGCUAGUCUUGGCAUAACAGAGUCUAUAAAAGAGUGCAUAUCCACUAAGGACCGAGAACCUGGUGAGAAUACAGGAGAUGGUGAAUUAGAUCUGAGCGGGAUCGACGACAAUGAAAUAGAUCGGUAUAUACUUAACGAAACAGAAGCUCAGAUAAAAGCAGAGCUAUGGAUGAAAGAAAAUGCAGAUUAUUUGAAGGAACAAAAAGAAAAGGAAGCAAGAAUAGCAAAAGAAAAAGAACUUGGGAUUUAUAAGGAACACAAGCCAAAGAAAUCUGCAAAGAAGCGGGAGCCAAUUCAAGCCAGCACAGCAGGAGAGGCAAUUGAAAAGAUGUUAGAACAGAAGAAAAUCUCAAGUAAAAUUAAUUAUAAUGUGCUAAGGGACCUGAACAGCAAAGGAAGUAACGCACCAAAGAAGGAGGAUGACAGCACUGAUGACAGCACCAACACCAAGAAGCUGUCAAGAAGAAAAUCUAUUGCCAGUAGGAAUAUAGCCAACCCUGUAAACAGUGUGGGAAAAAGAUUAAGACCCUUGAUUUCAACACAGCUCGCUAAAAAGGCUGCCACUGAAGAGGUGACUUUUCCAAGUGCACAAGCAGAAGCCCCUGGCUUAGAAAAAGCAGCAGCUGUGCUAGUGGAGAGUGGCCCAGUAGCUUACAACCCUGAUGAAGAGGUGGAAGAGGAAGAAAUAGAAGAUGAUGAUGAUCACUGCAUGAGUGCCUUGCAGUUAAUGGGAGGAAAUGAUUAUGGCUGUGAUGUGGAUGAUGAUGAUGGCUAUUAGUUCCAUUUACUUCCAAAGGACAUGGACUAUGUCUUGUUCCCAGCAAAUCUUCAGUCUUCAAACUGUAUGAGUUUAAUUAGGUUUCUCUAUAUGAAAGAAGCUUUCUAUGGUCAGCAAAUGUAAUCGAACAAUCCUUACUUUUGUAAGUGAAUUUUAGGUUGCCAUUGACUCUGGUCAGUUUACCUUGACCUGUAACCCAGCAACAGUGUUUGGGUUUGUACUUGAAUUUUUCUUUAUGUGGUGGAUCAUAGUUUCAGAAUGAAGGGAUUAAUGUUUCCAGAGAACAAAAGAAAAAAGCCAAAACAGACUGCGUAUAAAGCAUGUGUGGCUGAAAGCAACACAUCUCUUAUUUAUGUGACUGUGCUUUUAGGCAUGCUGUUGAAGGGGAGCAGAUUGAAGGACAGAUAGGACGGGUAAAAAGGAGAAGUGUGCCUGUUGAUUAUUUCAGUACAGUAGCAUUAGUUGUUUCAUAAUGCUGCAACUGAAAGAAAGAAAACAUUUCCAGCGUGUAUUGUGAACAUGACCCUGUUAUUGUAUACAAGCUUCCUUACCCAAGUCUAUCAGAAAGUAAUGACAGGUUAUAUGUUUGCGAUGCAGUAUUGUUUCUUUGAAAUUAAGUAAAUACUUCUUUGUACUAAUCAAGUAAUAGAUUUCUUAAAAGGACGACAAUAGGAGACAAUGUUGGCAGUGAAGAAUCAUUUUCCACUGUCCCAUGUGGGAGGAGGGAGAAGACCUGCGUGAGGCAAGAAGUGUAGAGGGCAGGCAGGCAACAAUGCUAUGCUCACAUGCCUUUGCUGGGCAUUCCUAGCAACAGCCAGGUCUUCUUGUGGCUGGUAUUGCUGCAGGACAGUCACUCUGACCAUCUCUAUGUAGCUAUUCUUGUCCAACUGAGUUGGAAUGGCGGUCUGCUCCCCGGAGCUGCCUGUCUCUAAAACUGGCUGAAGGAAAGAGAAAGCUGAUCUUUUUAAUAAAUAAGCUAGCAUCUGCUUUGGCCCAAUUUAAUUUAAUUAAUUUAUUUCACUUUCUCUGGGUAAAUUAAAGGUCACCAUGCAGCAAUCUGACUUUCAUGGCUCAAAUCCCACCCUGGAACAGUCGCUGCUACUUGAGUAAUGCAGUAAUGGAGCAGUAAUGCUCCAGCCCUGUGCUCCCCAAAAUGGCAACAGGCAGGUCCUUCUCUUUCAGAUCCAUCAGCUCUCCCAGUGCAGUUAGACUGGGGAUCAGGGACGGAGCCCUUAUUGUCAGAUCCCACCCUGUUGUCUCUGACUUGCCCUUUCCUGGCACUGCUCGGUCCGAGGCUCUUGGCUCAGUGGGGGUUGCACUGCACUCUGGAUCACAGUAUUGAUGACUGCAGCUGCGGUACCCAAAAUGUUUUCAUCUCUUUCCCUUGUCUAGUGACAGUCAUAAAAAACUUUAGCACUGCAGGCUGGUCUUACACCAGGUAAAGAUGGAUAUUUGUCUUACCAAUGUGGUUUCUCUUAAGCUGUCUCUCCUGGUCAAGUCGUCUUUCCUACCCUUUUUGAGGAGUGUUCAUCACUAAAGCACCAUCCAUCCUCAUGCUGCAGAGGGUGAAUCAUGGGAGGAAGAGAAGCUGCCUUAGGAAGAAGCUCUGUAGCUAUUAUCAGCCAGAGUGAUGAUGCUGCUCAUACCUGUGGUCAUCAGCAAAGAGGGGGGAAGGGCCAAAAGGCCUUCCAUACUUCUCCAUCUCAGUAGCAUGCAUAAGAGGGAUCAUGUAGAUCAUGUAAGUAGAGCGAGUGCUCUUUUUAGGAGCGGACUUGAUAUUAUUUGCCUGGUAAAUGUAGUUUUUUGGGUAGGUUGUAUCUGAUAGGUAUUUUUGAGCCCUGUAUAGGAGUAUUUCCAGAAUAACUUCUUAAAAGCAGAAUUCAGUAACGCAAAUGAUGUAAUGAAGCUAAUGGGAAGAAGAGCUUUUCCGAACCAGAUGCCAGUUGCUUAGUUUGCAGCACUUCAGUGGAAAGAAGAUAUUCCAUAUAACUCUUAGAGGAAAAGCUGGUAUUUUCCCAAAAGCCUAUAGAUUUUUUUCUGAUACUUUAUAAAUACUGCACAAAAAAUAAUAUUGAGGGUAUAAACCUUUCUACCUCUCUUUUAUCUACACCACAAAUUAAAAAUCAUGCUAUAAGCAGAUUUUUAAAAGUAGUUUGUUUUAUCAAAGUUUGUGCUCUGCAAGUCUUCGGAACAGUUGACUUUGAGCAUUUGGGUUUGGAUUAUUCUGCCAAUAGCAUUACAACAAAUACCCAUAGUCUCAGUAUAUUCUCAAAGCUGGGUUUUAUUCCAAGGUACACAUUAUUCUCUAUGCAGGAAAUAAACAUGCAUAAAUAAACAUGUG